AUGAAUGGCCUAGACCCGAACACGCUCUGGACAGAGGAAGUGCUUGUUUUGCCAGUUCCAAAAAGUGGCUGUGUCAUGUGGUCUCAACCCUUUGAUUUUGAUACCUGGCCACACUGGAACACGCCGCUACACCGUGCUAUCAAAUUCUCCGAUUUUGAAACUGCCGCGUUUCUACUCCAGCAUGGUGCUAACGUGGACUUAUACAACGCCGUUGGCAAGACACCGUUACACGAGGCUGUAUGGAACAGGAAAUAUGACGCCAUCCGAUUUCUUCUUGGCCACAAUGCUGAAAUGAACAACUUCACCCUUGGAGCGUGCAUUCGGUAUGAAGGUGAAAACCAAGAUAUACACGGAAUUGGAGGCCAACUUAACAUUCAGAAAGCUCUUUCGUCUUCGGACCUUACCUCGGUGCAACUGUUGGUUCAUGCAGGAGCAGACCUGUGCCCUCCGUCGCAGCAUCCAUGGACAACUCUUGAUUUGGCACUGUUAUAUGGAGACCGGACGAUUGUCGAGCUUCUGCGAAAACUGGGUCACAAGCUACCCACGACAGGCCCAACUUCGUCUCGAGAUGUUUAUCAAGAUUCUUCACGAGACCUUCUUAGGUUCUCAAGAGACGGCAAUAUCGUUCCGUCAAAAGAUCUCUAUGAGGUGUAUUGCUUUGUCCUAGGAAAGGUCGAUCAGGUUGCAAUCAUUGACGCUGAUAUCCUUAUCAAAAGGUUUUUUGAAGCCUUGCACGAGACUGCGAAUGAUACUGAUGGCAAUAAACACAUUAUAAUAUGCACGUCUUGUCAGAACUUUCAAUCUGAGGCCAGAGUCAUCUUCGAAGUUGAGAAUUAUUUCACUUUUGAUUUUGACGAGAACAGAGAACAUUUGGGUUUUACUUUUGAUCUUCACCCCAGCCGACGGCAAUUGAUUGAUUCCGCAAGCAACGGAUGUGCAAUUUGUGCUAUCAUUGCCGAUGCUCUGGAUGACCAUGAAAGAAACCCGAGAACAGCGUUUCAGCCCUUCGAUACAGAGUUCGGUCCCGAAUCCGACUCUGUCAAACUACAGCCCGCGAGGUAUUGGUCGCUGAAUUGUAUCAAAGUAUCCUGCAGCGAGCUCGGCACAGAAAUACCUCUUUUCGAUGUCUACGACUCUCUGACCAGUUCUUUUGAAGAUGGCCAUCAGAUGGACAAUAGCACCGGUUCAUCAAGCGCCAUGAUCAUGGCAAAGAAUUGGAUUCGGAUUUGUCAAGAGAACCACACUGAGUGUCAGGAAUUGGAAAAAAAGAGACAUCGGAAGUCCAUCCUUCCACGACGGCUAAUUCGUGUAGGCACAUCCGAGAUUCAACCCCGAAUCGUACAUGUACAAGACACGGUACCUUACUGCGCGCUGUCAUACUGCUGGGGGAGCAAGGACUUCUUCACCACAACACGCGAUAAUCUUGUGCAGAAUAUGCGGGGAAUUUCAAUGGAAUCUUUCCCAGCUAUAAUGCGGGAUGCCAUAUCUGUGGUCCGAUCUCUGGAAUUUGAGUACAUUUGGAUAGACGCAUUGUGUAUCGUGCAGGAUGAUGAGCGGGACUGGGCACAUGAGGCAGGUAUAAUGGGCGACAUUUAUUCCAAUGCCGAACUCACUAUAUCCACCCUCGUCAGCAGCGACUGUCAUACUGGUCUCUUCCAACCCAGAUCUGUACGGAUCUCCCACCCUGUGCCAUUGGGCAUAUGGCAGCCCAAGACGAAACGCAAGGCCAAUGCCUCCAGCGCCCUAACCCCUCAGUGGCUAGAGCGUGAUGUGAAGACUAGUGGUCCAAACCCGCGAGUCUGUAUCCUCCGAGACUGGAUGUGA
Molecule: messenger RNA, 1824 nt
Organism: Fusarium graminearum PH-1
Lineage: Eukaryota; Fungi; Ascomycota; Sordariomycetes; Hypocreales; Nectriaceae
Exons: 2
Coding region: 1-1824 (607 amino acids)
Molecular function (GO): protein binding
Source: RefSeq, a predicted model, not a curated record